UUUUUGGGGGAGGGGGAAACGGUUCGCUGCUAAAAGUUUGAACUUGUUUGCUAACUAGCUAGGUCGAUAGCCACCAUAACUGCUAGUUCCUUAGCUUGAUGCUAACCAGGGGAACGCCUUGUAUCACUGGUUACCCAUACCAAAUAAUUUAUACUAGAAAGUCGCGUAUUUUUGUGCUGCUUUGGUUGUUUUUGUUUCGCGACUAAUUCCACACAGUUGUGUAUGCAGGUGUUUAAAACACCAGAAGAGCCGGUGCUGCAGCCCCAGUGGUCGUAGGCAGGAUGCAGACCAUAAAGUGUGUCGUGGUGGGUGACGGUGCAGUGGGUAAAACCUGCCUACUUAUCUCUUACACCACCAAUGCCUUUCCCGAAGAGUAUAUUCCCACAGUUUUUGACAACUACAGUGCCCAGAUGAGUGUGGAUGGCCGCACUGUCAGUCUUAACCUGUGGGACACAGCAGGACAGGAGGAGUAUGACCGCUUGCGCACUCUCUCCUACCCCCAGACCAACGUCUUCAUCAUCUGCUUUUCCAUUGGCAGCCCCUCUUCCUAUGCCAAUGUUAGGCACAAAUGGCACCCUGAGGUGUCCCAUCAUUGCCCCAAUGUGCCCAUCCUGCUUGUGGGCACCAAGAAGGACCUGAGGGGCGACGCAGAAACGGUUAAGAAGCUGAAGGAGCAGGGCCUGGCUCCAACCACCCACCAGCAGGGCAAUGCCUUGGCCAAGCAGAUCGGGGCAGUCAAAUACAUGGAGUGUUCUGCUCUGCAGCAAGACGGCGUCAGGGAGGUGUUUGCUGAUGCCGUGAGGGCAGUGUUGUAUCCAGUUACAAAAAAAAAUUCCAAGAAGUGUGUGCUGUUGUAAUUAAUGGUUCCCACUUUGGACUGACAGAGAUGAUGAAGAUCCACAGAUGCAGAGGAAGUCUGAGAAGAGAAGCUCGUCGUCUAGCUCACUCCAUGCCACGCCCAGCAGUUCAGACUUUGAUUUCAUCUCCCCUUUUACUGCUCUCUUCCUUAAUCAUCUCCUGGAGGAUUCCUCUCUGUUGCCAUCAUCACCAAAGUGACUAUGCCAAAAUGGGGGCAACAGAAAGCAUCUUCU
Cynoglossus semilaevis (tongue sole) is the source of this 1091-nucleotide messenger RNA. RefSeq names its product rho-related GTP-binding protein RhoG-like. Lineage: Eukaryota; Metazoa; Chordata; Actinopteri; Pleuronectiformes; Cynoglossidae. The record is from RefSeq and is a predicted model, not a curated record. The coding region runs from base 282 to 857 and encodes 191 amino acids. The transcript is spliced from 2 exons. Gene Ontology annotation, molecular function: GTP binding; GTPase activity. Gene Ontology annotation, biological process: small GTPase-mediated signal transduction.